UUUCAUUAUGUCAAAAACUGUAUUAAGAGACAGUUGUCUUGUACUUCUUUAGACGCCAACUACUUCCCUAUUUACUUCACACAUCAAUCAUAAUUCCAGGAAGUUGAUACUGACAUAAUAUAAGUGCAUUGCUGGCAACAAUUUGUUUUAUGUUAACAAGAUACAGCGAAGCUAGCCAUCAUUACAUCAGCGUGUACCUGACUUGGAUUCCUUUAACAAAACAGAGAUGGAGUUUGUGAUCGCAACAACGUGGGACAGCUUGCCUGUGAAUCACGACCCCGUGAAGAUGACCUUCUCCCCCGGCGAAGGAGGGAUGAAGGUCCAGGUGUCGGCUCCCCUGUUUAACGAACCCCCUAGUCCCCCGGGACCUCCUGGGCCCUUCCCGGGCCUCUGGGACUAUGAAGUGGUUGAGUCCUUCUUUCUGGACAGCACCACCGAGAAAUAUUUAGAGUUGGAGCUUUGUCCGCACGGACAACAUUUGGUGUUGCUGCUUUCUGGAAGAGGUCAUGCAUUUAUGCAACAACUGCCCCUGUGGUUCGCGGCGUCCAUGACAGAAAACCGCUGGACGGGGGAAGCUCUCGUCCCUUGGCGUUACUUCCCCCCUAACGUCAACAAGAUGAACUCCUACGCCAUCCACGGGUCAGGAGAAGGCCGAACCUACGAGUCCCUGUACCCCGUCCCUCAGGCGGACCUGGUGGAGGGACAGAAGCCCAACUUCCAUCUCUUGGAGUACUUCCAAGACUUCCGCCUGCAAAGCAUCAUGGGGGAGGGCUGGGUCCAGCCCGAAUCGGAUCUUUGGAAAGCGAAGUGCUGAGUUGGAGAAAAUACACACAGAGCAACACACACACACACACACACACACACGCAAUGACAUCGGGCGCGACCAAAGUCACGAAAGGGGGAACAAAGUGCAAUCUAUCUUGAUUAGUGAGUGAUGUCAGGCUGGCUGACAUGAAAUAUGUUUGUCAGAUGGUAUUACAGCCCCACCUCAAAUAGCCUGCCGACCAAGCAGAGUGCCCGGGCUUAAAAACACAUGAAGGGAAGUAUUGAAUCUAUGCAUUAAAUAAGGUGAUGCCACAGAAUGAAAUAUUUUGUUGUAAUUAUUCGAGAGUCAGAGCUUGUCUGGAGCCCACGUAGAACCCAAUCAGAUCAGAACCCUAUGGACAGAUGGAACCCAAUCCUCUAUGUGGUGAACUACUUCAGAUCUGAACCCUAUCCCCUGUAGGGUUGUAGCGCGAUACCAGACCCAACAGAGAGUGGGUUCAUCAGGAAGUGUUUACACUUUCCAUUGAUUACUUCCUGCCAUAUAUGCAUUGAUCGUCACGCCGUGUCUUUAAUUCAUAAUUACUGUGACCAGUUCACGGUGCUGGAAAUCUGUACAGAGGGAUUAUCCUUGGUUCCAAACCUCAUCACAUCCACUUCCAAGGCCCGUCGGAGAGUCACCUGAUGAGAUAAGCUACCUGUUAUUGAUGACAGCCAUGUGUGCCAUUUUGUAAUUAUGUUAAAUGAGCUCUUGUGUCACCCUUAUUUCUGCAAUCAGUAUAGGACUGUUGGCUUAUGGAAUUUUAAUGUGAGUAGAUGGGUGUCAGACUACAAAAUAAAUAAAUGAAAUAAAUAA
Messenger RNA from Esox lucius (northern pike), 1618 nucleotides. It is a transcript of the gene c25h4orf33, whose product is annotated as chromosome 25 C4orf33 homolog. The record is from RefSeq and is a predicted model, not a curated record. NCBI's taxonomy places the organism in Eukaryota, Metazoa, Chordata, Actinopteri, Esociformes, Esocidae. Bases 227 to 814 code for a protein of 195 amino acids. The transcript has 6 exons.